AGAGUAUGAAUUUGGAUUAACUACGAAUUUGUGUAUCCAUGGUUUUAGAUUAGUGAAGUGACAUGGUUGACGAGUGCACACUCCUUGGUGAAUUGAACGGUUGACCGGUUCAAUUCUACGACUAAUGAAUCAAACCAAACGACAACUCAAAAAUUUCCACGCCAACCCAUUUAAUCACAAAAUAUUAAUUAAUGUUGAAUUCAUCUUUAUCUCAAAUCAAUUUUCCCACUUUCUCAGCCUUUGUUGAAGAUGCUGAAGGUUUCUGAGGAGAGUUUGGUGGAAUCAGUGAAUGAACGUGUUGUUGUGAUAUUGAGGAAAAAUGAAGAGGGUGAGGUUGUUGAGAAGGUUGAUCUUUCUGGUAUUAUGUUGAGGAUUCUUCCUGAGGCGUUUGGGAAGAUUAAAGGUUUAAUUGUGCUUAAUUUGUCUCAUAAUCACUUACAGGCGAUUCCGGAUUCGAUAGCAGAACUAAAAAAGCUUGUGGAGCUUGAUGUUUCGUCUAAUCUUUUAGAGUUUUUACCAGACUCCAUUGGAUUGUUAAUCAAUCUAAAGAUCCUUAAUCUGUCAGGGAACAAGCUAACUGCUCUUCCAGAAUCCAUUUCUCUUUGCAGGUCACUAGUUGAACUGGAUGCAAGUUUUAACAACUUAGUGUGUCUGCCAACAAACAUGAGCUAUGGACUCAUUAACCUUGAGAAGCUCUUGAUUCAUUUAAACAAGAUACGAUUUCUUCCUGCAUCGAUUGGAGAAAUGAAAUCUCUCAGAUAUCUUGAUGUUCAUUUCAAUGAGCUUCAUGGCUUACCUCAAUCAAUUGGAAAGCUAACAAAUCUUGAAUAUCUAAACAUAGGCAGUAAUUUCAAUGACAUGACACAGAUUCCUGAAACAGUUGGCAAUCUGGUUAACUUAACAGAACUAGACCUCAGCAACAACCAGAUCAGAGAACUUCCUUACUCGUUUUGCAGGCUUGAAAAACUAACAAAGCUGAAUGUGGAUCAGAAUCCGAUCGUCGUUCCCCCGUUCGAAGUUGUUAAUCAAGGAACUGAGGCUGUCAAGGAGUUCAUGGCUAAGAGGUGGCUUGAACUUGUUGAAGAGCAACAGAAAAACAUGGCUGAAACUCAAAAUCAGCAAGCGCAGACAGGAUGGAUAGCGUGGGGAGCCUCAUUGUUGAAUAAUGUUGUCGAGGUUUCUGAAAGCGUUGCGGGAUAUUUUGGCCUUGGAAAAGCUCCUAGAGCCUCAUGGUUGGAUCAACAGUAGUGAUUGAUAUACAUAUAUUUACUCUUGUUUUGAGUUUCUGUAUGUUCAUUCACUAGUUACAUAAUGUUGUGGGAUGUAUAUUGGUCAUAGAGCUUUUGGAUUUUACCAAUGCUUGUAAGUCUAAGGCUAUGUUUGGUGACUUUACAAAAACAAAAUCACAGUGAUUCUGACAAAUCCACAACAGGAUAUCAAACAUACACUAAGUAAGGAAUAACUUGGUUUCCAUCUAAAGUCUUGUGAAUAAAAAAUUAAGUGCUUGGGUAGCUUUGUA
Molecule: messenger RNA, 1519 nt
Organism: Cicer arietinum (chickpea)
Lineage: Eukaryota; Viridiplantae; Streptophyta; Magnoliopsida; Fabales; Fabaceae
Product: plant intracellular Ras-group-related LRR protein 3
Molecular function (GO): protein binding
Source: RefSeq, a predicted model, not a curated record